Hemibagrus wyckioides is the source of this 1262-nucleotide messenger RNA. It is a transcript of the gene soul5, whose product is annotated as heme-binding protein soul5. The record is from RefSeq and is a predicted model, not a curated record. NCBI's taxonomy places the organism in Eukaryota, Metazoa, Chordata, Actinopteri, Siluriformes, Bagridae. The coding region runs from base 99 to 749 and encodes 216 amino acids. Gene Ontology annotation, cellular component: cytoplasm. The transcript has 8 exons.
UUUCAAAACACGUUUCAUAAUGCUUUUAUAACAUGCAGCUUUAAAUAAGGAGACUGCACAUCACACUAUCACACUACAGAACGGCUUUCUCCUCCAAAAUGAAUUGCUUAGUAGUCGCAGUUGUGUUGCUGUUCUCAUUUACAGCAGACGCCAGAGUUGGCAACUCCAGCGAGCCCACAUCCUACUGCACAGAGACCAAGGAGUGUCUGCUGUUUGAUCUGAUCUGUAAGGGAGAUGAAUAUGAGGUGCGUCAUUAUGAUGCUACGAAAUGGGUGACCACAGAAGCAGAGUCAAUGUUUAAGGACGUGGCCAAAAUGAUAGCUUUCAGAAAACUUUACAAAUACAUCACGGGUGAAAAUGAAGCAGGUGCUAAGAUUGACAUGACUGCCCCGGUCAUCACUAAAGUCGAAGAGGAAACACCUUUGUUGGAAAAAUCCAUCUACAUCCUCAGCUUCCUCUUGCCUUCGGCCUACCAGAAACAGCCUCCCAAGCCUAAUGACGGCACUGUGUACUUCACGGACAUGCCGGAUAUGAAGGUGUACGUUAAGAGCUUCGGAGGCUGGAUGGUAUCAGCGGUAGCGACAAUGUAUUCUAACCAGCUGAAAGAAGCACUCGAUGAAGCUCAAGCCACUUAUAACACAGACUACCACUACGACGUUGGCUAUAACAGUCCAAUGAAACUGAUGAACAGACAUAAUGAGGUGUGGUAUGAGGUCAAGGGAUCACCUGUGUGUCCAUCUGUGGAGUAACAGAGCUUGUCUCCUUCAUUUACAGCAUGUCUGAGGAAACAGACUGACUUGGUUUCAUGACGGAUCUGAAAAGCAUAACUGCCUUCUGUAACCCUUGAGUCAUUGUUAUUCCAAUCUAACAGUUUUUUUCUUCUUCCUGGCUUUUUAUUCAUUUUAAAACUAUUCAGCAGAUCAUUUUGUAAUACCUUGUGAGUGUAUGAAAGCAAGAACUCAACAUCAGCCCCAUUUCCUUUGUCUGUAUCUCAGCAGCAGAGGUCGCUACUACCAAACAUAUUACAUAACCCAAUUACUAGAAGAUAUUUUUGGCAAUUUAUUCUGAAACAGAGUUUUUAUUGCCCAAAUAUAUUGAGAUUGUCCCCAUUUUUAAAGCAGCAUGUAGAUCUCAAUGGACAGGCAUGUGAAGGAAAUAUUUGCUUUUAAAUACUUUUCACUGAGUCUUACAUUACCAGUCUUAAGUUUUUUUGUUUGUUCAUGUAUCCUAUUUCAGAUUUUAAGCCAUAUAGUAGGACUGAA